Messenger RNA from Neltuma alba, 2335 nucleotides. Its product is annotated as serine/arginine-rich splicing factor RSZ22-like. NCBI's taxonomy places the organism in Eukaryota, Viridiplantae, Streptophyta, Magnoliopsida, Fabales, Fabaceae. The transcript is spliced from 6 exons. The record is from RefSeq and is a predicted model, not a curated record. Bases 372 to 1031 code for a protein of 219 amino acids. Gene Ontology annotation, molecular function: zinc ion binding; RNA binding.
GUCGUUUUAGAAGAGUUGUAGUAAAUAUGCACUCCGAGGUAUUUUUCAUUCCAACAAAGGUUGAUGCCUUUAAUGAUGCUGGAAAGUUUAGCUGUUUUGGUUAAAAACCAAGGUCAAUGUUGUCAUCAGGACAAUUUUACAAUCCCUGCUCCUGCAAUUUAUAUAUAAGGAAAGUCAAAUUUCCAUAUGAAUUAGAAGAUUAGUAAAUCAGUCGAUCAGGAAUUAAUAUUUCAACGACAGUUGGCAAAAGUAUCAAUUAAUAAAGGAAGGCCUUUUGCAUAGCCCAAAGGCCGAGCUCGAAGUGCAACCAAGAUUUGGUCAUUACGCAAAGCCCAUGAGCAUUAAAUUUGGAGGAGCCGAGUUUAAAAUAAAUGCCACACUCAAAAGAAUCGAAGAGCAAACGGUGCGGCCGCCGGCGGUUUUUUAAGUUUUCCUUUUUCGCGGUUCUUAACAUCAGGUUUCAUCAAAACACUGAAACGAUGACCCGUGUUUAUGUUGGUAACUUGGAUUCCAGAGUUACUGAGAGAGAGCUUGAAGAUGAAUUUCGUGUAUUUGGAGUUAUACGGAGUGUCUGGGUUGCGCGGAGACCGCCUGGUUAUGCCUUCAUUGAUUUUGAUGACCGCAGAGAUGCACAGGAUGCCAUUCGUGAAUUAGAUGGUAAGAAUGGUUGGAGGGUGGAGCUUUCUCACAACUCAAGAGUUGGCAGUGGUGGUGGAGGUGGUCGUGGUCGUGGUCGCUCUGGUGGCUCUGAUUUGAAAUGUUAUGAGUGUGGUGAGCCUGGUCAUUUCGCUCGCGAAUGUCGUACGCGUGGUGGUGCAGGAAGACGACGUAGCCGCAGUCCGCCGAGAUACCGCAGGAGCCCAAGUUAUGGGCGCAGGAGUUACAGUCCUCGUGGGGAUCGGUCCCCUAGGCGACGCAGUUUGUCACCUCGUGGACGCAGCUAUAGUAGGUCACCUCCUUACCAUGGACCUGAGGAGCUACCAUAUACAAAUGGAAAUGGUCUAAGGGAACGGCACCGCAGUAGAAGCUGAUUUUUGAGAGUUUGGGGUUCCCAUGGUAAAAGAGGAUAGGGAGAUUUUGUUGAUCUAGUGUGCUUAGAUUGCAGUAUGAGUUUGUUUAAUCAGGCAAAGCCCUGUGCUUCUGGUCUUACAUUGGAUUAAUUUGAAUUUCCUAGCUUAUGUUCUAUUAUCUGUGCAGCAUACUUGUAGUUAUUUCCUUACAGGUAAAAGUGUCCUUUCAAGGAAAUUGUUUAUCAUGUGUUGAGAAAAGUUCCAUGUCCUUUUUGUGCUGAGGUCUCUUCUGGUACUGCCACAUUGGUUUUAUGCGUCUGCAUUCAAUGGGAUGUAAUUCUUGUCUGCCCUUCUCUUCAAGUUUUGAAUGGUUGGGGGUCCCAGCUGGCUACUUCGCUUCUGUUUCAUUUAAUCUCUCUCGCUCUCCCCACUUGUGAUGUGCGCACCAAAAGCUCUGAACAGUUUCAAUUAAUAUUGGAAAGGGUUGACGGGCUGCAUCAAAUCAAAUACUUCUGGCUGGUACUCAUGUUCUACUGAAGCGGGUUUUGGGCUUCUGCCCCAUGCGAAAAGAAAUCUAAAUGGUUGAGAAAAUCUGGGUUGAAAAUAAAGUUUAGCUGGGAUUCAAGAGUUACAUGCAUAGUAGAUUAAGCAGAAUUACUGUUAUUUUCUGAAGCAUUCAACGCCAUCCAGUCAUUAUUCCCAAAAAAGAAAGAAAGAAAUUAAAGAAGGAACCCCGUCGACCUUUGAUUUUUUGGACUUGUCUUUUGACGUCUAAAAUGCAUAGUUUGGAACUGCAUAGCGAAGCAGCUGUACUGUUCAGGCACAAAGGUCUAACCGUCAGAUAUUGAAGGUUCUCUGCCCCAACCCUCUGAACUACGUGGUCUUGGAUUUGAUUGUUGUGGUUGCCUGACGUUUGGUGACCAGUUGGUAACUAUGCUAAGGUACGAUGAUAUUGCUUGAAGAUCUUUUGCUGAUCAAGAGAGAGGGGCGUCUGUUUGCUUUACUAAUUCCAGUUGUGGUUCUCUGUGGGAUGAUGUUACCGUCAAAAUUUGGUUUUUUGAUUUGAUUCAUCAUGCAUGGGACGCCGCCUGUAAGUUAGGAACUACGACUGGUUUUUCCGUUUGAGAUGAAUGGGACAUUGUUCAGAUUACGCAAUUAACAAUGAUCUGUGAUCUGUUUUCGUCUCAGAUUAUCCCCUUUUUAUUUAUUUCAUUUUGGUGUGAUGUCUUUCCGGUUCUAGAUAUAAAACUUAUUUUAUAGUAUAAAUUUCAUUAUAAAAUAGUUUUUAUAUUUAGAAAUGGAGGAAUAUGUAGAUUUUGAUUCCA